GUCAAAAAAAUUGUCUGUGGUUUUUGUUGUGAAAUUUUGGUUACCUAUCACGCAAUUUUCCAAAAUUAUAUUUAUGGAUAACUUGCAUGAAAUGAAAAUUGAGCCAUAUUGUUAACUUAAUAUUGUGUAUGUUAAAUAACAAUAAUCGGACCUGUCAAUAUGAGUUCGAUAGUAGUGGCUGGUCUGGGCAUGGCGGCCGUAGGGUUCGCAGGUCGAUACCUUCUUCGACAGAUGCCGAAUGCCUCUACAAAGUUUGCUGAAGCAAUGAAAAAUUUACCCAAGUUUGAUGCGGAAUCACUUGCAAAUUCUAAAUACUACAAGGGUGGAUUUGAACCCAAAAUGACCAAGAGGGAGGCGGCACUAAUACUGGGAGUAAGUCCCACUGCAAAUAAAUCAAAGAUAAGGGAUGCCCAUAGGAAAAUAAUGUUACUGAAUCAUCCUGAUAGAGGUGGUUCCCCUCUAAUUGCUGCUAAAAUCAAUGAAGCCAAAGACCUCUUAGAAAGUGGAAAAUCAUCUUAACUAUGAUACUAAUAAACUCACCAAUCAUCCAGGUGAAAUCAUACAAUGGAUUGUUAGAAUCAGUUUUGUAAAUAUAGAUUAAAAUAAAAGACAUUGUUAACAUCUCAAA
Plutella xylostella (diamondback moth) is the source of this 628-nucleotide messenger RNA. RefSeq names its product mitochondrial import inner membrane translocase subunit TIM14. The record is from RefSeq and is a predicted model, not a curated record. Gene Ontology annotation, cellular component: PAM complex, Tim23 associated import motor. Gene Ontology annotation, biological process: protein import into mitochondrial matrix. Lineage: Eukaryota; Metazoa; Arthropoda; Insecta; Lepidoptera; Plutellidae. Gene Ontology annotation, molecular function: ATPase activator activity.